CAGUUCGUCCGAUCGCUCCCCGCCGGCCUCGACCAGCAGCAGCGGCAGCAGCGGCAGAAGAAGAGUGUUAACUUUGGCAUGAAGGUUUAUGUUUGACGUGGCGCGAAGGAUUUCCGACGUGGCUCGAAGGUCUUUUACCGUGGGGCGAAAGCGAAGGUCGUUCUUCGACGAGCCGGCGGGAAGGUGUUUUGGCGCGAAGGUUUUUGCCGUGGCGCGAAACAGGAGCUCUUCUGCCGUGGCGCAAAAGCGAGGGUCUUUGUUUGACGACCCGGGCAAGGUCCCACUUGCACGGAUUUCGAGAUUCUGAUCGUUGAUCUGUGCUAUCUACGGUCAAUAUCUCUUAAUUUGUGUAAGUGGGACCUAGCCCCCGGGAAGAUCUUUACCCUGGUCCGAAGGUGUGUGCUCGUCUCGUCCUCGAGGAAAAGCCCCGGAAAGGACAGAUAGCACAUACGCACGUGUACAGGCGUUCACAAUCUCUUUCUUUCUCUCUCUCUCUCUCUCUCUCUCUCUCUCUCUCUCUCUCUCUCUCUCUCUCUCUCUCUCUCUCUCUCUGUGUGUGUGUGUGUGUGUGCGUGUGUGUGUGUGUGUGUGUCUUUGUGGGUGUGGGUGUGUCUUUGUGGCGCGCUCGCUCGCUAGCGAAGACACAGACAGAUAGUCUCUCUCUCUCUCUCUCUCUCUCUCUCUCUCUCUCUCUCUCUCUAUCUAUCUAUCUAUCUAUCUAUCUAUCUCUCUGUGUCUCUGUGGUGGCGCUAACGAUCGAUCGCUCCGUCGCGAAGACAUACACAGCACAGAUACGCUGACAGAGGGGAAGAGAUGGCCGAUCAGUUGAACGAAGAGGAGCUUGACGAGCUCAGGGAAGCGUUCAGGCUGUUCGACAAAGAUGGAGAGGGAAGGCUCGACGGGAAGAUUGCGAUGGCCGAUUUCGGAGGUAUCAUGCAUUUUCUUGGUAAAAAAAUGACUCCGACGCAGAUCGAAGACUUGAUUAUGGAAGCGGAUCCCAAUCGACGUGGAUGGAUGGAGUUCUGGGAGUUCCUCGAAUUCUUUGGUAAGCGGAAGGUGGAGGAGGAGCGGAAGCGAAGGAUGAUCUGUUUCAAAGCGUUCGAUUCGGAUCAUGACGGUACACUCACUGCCGCUGAGGUCCAGUCGGCGUUGGCUCGCCGUGGAAGAUUAGUUACACUGAAGCAAGCGGAAGCUAUCAUUCGGAGAAUGGAUGUUAACGGUGAUGGACAGGUUAGCUUGGACGAAUUUUUGGGGACGGCCAAAGAAAAUGCAGCAGGAAGAAGAUGAUGGGGAUCGGGACUAUUAGCAUCAGUCAAUAAUAAUAAUAAUAAUAAUAAUAAUAAUAAUAAUAAUAAUAAUAAUAAUAAUAAUAAUAGGCAAAAAUGAUAUAUCUCUACAUUAAGAAGAUGAUGAGGAUCAGGAAGAUUAGCAGUAGUCAGUCAAUAAUAAUAAUAAUAUAUACAAAUGAUAUUUCUCUAAUAAUAAUAAUAAUAAUAAUAAUAAUAAUAAUAAUAAUAAUAAUAGAUAAAAAUGAUAUAUCUCUGCAUUAAGAAGAUGAUGAGGAUCAGGAAGAUUAGCAGUAGUCAGUCAAUAAGAAUAAUAAUAAUUAUUAUUAAAUAAUAGAUGAAAAUGAUAUUUUCUUUCUACAUUAAGAUGAGUAAUGAGGUGAUGAUGAUCUUUCUUCUUUCUUCUCUCUGCGUCUCGCUCUCUCUCUUGUUCUCUAUGUCUCUCGCACGACACCGUCUUUCUCUUGGUUCUCUGUGUCUCUCAGGACACAGGGCAUGCAUGUAGAAAGUCGCACACUUGGACGCUGAGAGAUUAUUUGCAAUACCAGUAUUUGCGUGUGAAGAGCAAUCGACCAUUGCUUGUCUUCUUUCUUUCUUCAGACGAUAUACGUUUACUUCAAAAAUAUUUCGAGGCCGGGGUAGGAUUGCCUGUUUUCGUU
Molecule: messenger RNA, 1945 nt
Organism: Chara braunii
Lineage: Eukaryota; Viridiplantae; Streptophyta; Charophyceae; Charales; Characeae
Source: the annotation of a GenBank genome assembly